Molecule: messenger RNA, 2888 nt
Organism: Gorilla gorilla gorilla (western lowland gorilla)
Lineage: Eukaryota; Metazoa; Chordata; Mammalia; Primates; Hominidae
Gene: MPV17
Product: mitochondrial inner membrane protein MPV17
Exons: 6
Coding region: 66-587 (173 amino acids)
Biological process (GO): regulation of mitochondrial DNA metabolic process
Cellular component (GO): mitochondrion; cytoplasm; membrane
Molecular function (GO): channel activity
Source: RefSeq, a predicted model, not a curated record
GGAAGUUCCUAGGCCAGCCUGUCACGUGGGAGGGAGGCUCCGCGCCCAGCUCGCGAUCAGGAAGCAUGGCACUCUGGCGGGCAUACCAGCGGGCCCUGGCUGCUCACCCGUGGAAAGUACAGGUCCUGACAGCUGGGUCCCUGAUGGGCCUGGGUGACAUUAUCUCACAGCAGCUGGUGGAGAGGCGGGGUCUGCAGGAACACCAGAGAGGCCGGACUCUGACCAUGGUGUCCCUGGGCUGUGUCUUUGUGGGCCCUGUGGUAGGAGGCUGGUACAAGGUUUUGGAUCGGUUCAUCCCUGGCACCACCAAAGUGGAUGCACUGAAGAAGAUGUUGUUGGAUCAGGGGGGCUUUGCCCCGUGUUUUCUAGGCUGCUUUCUCCCACUGGUAGGGGCACUUAAUGGACUGUCAGCCCAGGACAACUGGGCCAAACUACAGCGGCUAUGGCCUGCUGUGCAGUUAGCCAACUUCUACCUGGUCCCCCUUCAUUACAGGUAUGUUGCACCCCUACCCCACCCAUCAAGGAAGACCCACGUUACCAACAGUUGGAGACAAAAUGAUUCUCAUUUCAACCUUGAGCUACCUUAGACCCCCAAACGGAACACUGAGCCAUGAUCAGAGUUCCUCAGAUUCCCAAGCGUGUUAUUCAGAAUGUCUUGCCAUUUCCAGAAACUGUCCCAGAGUGUCUGCCCACUGACCUUCUUCAUCUCCCUAGGGAGGAUCCUGCUUCUACCACCCUUGUCUCCAUCCCACCUGAGCUGCGUCUUUGAUGGCAUAUCUGGAGGGACAGUGGCUGGGGUGCUGCAGCCUAGGUUAGACAGAGAGGUAGACCAGAAGGCCAAGUAGGAGCCUGGCCAGACACUCACGAUAAAGACAGUUGCUGAACUGCACCCAAAAAGAUAGCGGAACUGAAGAUGUGUGGUUCAAAUGCUUGAAGGUGAAGGAUCGUGGGAACGGGAAAAUAUGGAACGCUUCAGAGGGAACAGGGCCAAAAUGUACAUGAAUAGCAUAGCUAAAACGAAUACAGACUGGCUGGGCACGGUGGCUCUCACCUGUAAUUCUAGCACUUUGGGAGGCUGAGGCAAGAGGUUUGCUUGAGUCCAGGAGUUUGACACCAGCCUGGGCAAUAUAGUGAGACCUCAUCUCUACAGAAAAUACAAAAAGUUAGCCAGGCACAUGGUAACAUGUGCCUGUAGUCCCAGCUACUCGGGAGGCUGAGGUGGGAGGAUCACUUGAGCCUGUGAGAUGGAGGUUGCUGUGAACUGAGAUUGUGCCACUGCAUUUCAGCCUGGUGACAGAGUGAGACCCUGUCUCCAAAAAAAAAAAAAAAAAAAAAAGGCUGGACACAGUGGCUCACGCCUGUAAUCCCAACACUUUGGGAGGCUGAGGCAGGUGGAUCACAAGGUCAGGAAUUCGAGACCAGCCUGACCAAUAUGUUGAAACCCUGUCUCUACUAAAAAUACAAAAAUUAGCUGGCUGUGGUGGCAGGUGCCUGUAGUCCCAGCUACUCGGGAGGCUGAGGCAGGAGAAUCGCUUGAACCUGGGAGGCGGAGGUUGCAGUGAGCCAAGAUCUUGCCACCGCACUCCAGCCUGGGCAACAGAGCGAGACUCCGUCUCAAAAAAAACCCCAAAAAACAAAAAAGGAAUACAGACUUAUGAACCAAAUCCUAAACAUUAGGGUCCUUUGCAACACUCUUUGAAACCAGAGCAAGGUUAAUUUAAAACAGAAAGAUGCUACUUUAUAUGGUAGUCUGUACAUUUUGGAAGAUGAAAUCUCAGCUGGUACAAGACAGAUCAAUGAACUUAGAAGGGGCCCAGAUAGGGGCCCUUUCUGUGAUUAACAGAGCUAUGCAUGGCAAGAGAGCCGCUGAAUAUUUAGCCUUUGAGGCUCUCAGCCAGGAAACAGAGCUCUGGGAUGGCACUAGAAUUUGAGCCAGUUGUCCUUUAGUGCAAGCCACACAGGCCCUUCAUAGGGUGCUGAAGGGGCUGGGUGUGGUGGCUCACACCUGUAAUCCCAGCACUUUGGGAGGCCGAGGUGGGUGGCUCACUUGAGGUCAGGAGUUCGAGACCAGCCUGGCCAACAUGGUGAAACCCUGUCUCUCCUAAAAAUACAAAAAUUAGCCAGGUGUGGUGGAGCACACCUGUAGUCCCAGCUACUUGGGAGGCUGAGGCACGAGAAUCGAUUGAACCCGGGAGGCAGUGAGCCAAGAUCGUGCUACUGCACUCCAGCCUGGGCGACAGAGGAGACUCCGUCUCAAAAAAAAAGGUGCUGAAGGAAAGAGACCUAAACCUGCCAAUCCUUUGUCAUGAUCCCUCCUUUGCCAUUUCAUGCUCCCAUCUCCAGCCCUUGCUCACUGCUUAGCCUUCCUCCUCUUCAUCGUGUUAUUCCUGUUCCUUAGGUUGGCCGUUGUCCAAUGUGUUGCUGUUAUCUGGAACUCCUACCUGUCCUGGAAGGCACAUCGGCUCUAAGCCUGCCUCACUCCAUCGUUUCUACCUUGCAGUGAUGCAGCUUGACCCUGGAACGGUCAGACAACCUCCUCAAAGUGGGCAUACCAGUUUCCACGGGGUUGGGUUGCCGGUCAGAGCUUAAGAGGACUAGCACCCUGCAAUGCCCCUCUUCACUCUAAAAUGUACACUGACUGCUUUAGAGCCCUUGAUAAUAGUCUUAUUCCCACCACAUACUAGGCACUCCAUAAAUAUCUGUUGAACCUUCAUGACCUUAUCAACUUUACACCCAUAUCCCAGCAAAUGCCACUCAUCCCCACUCUUCAUAGACACAUUUGUUACUCUAACCCUGCCUAGGCUUCUUGUAGCUCCAGCUCUUUAGAGACUCCCGGAACCCUUUACAUGGUGCCUCAGUAAAUAUGUUAUUAAAUAUGUAAUCCGGAA